AUGACCAGCCUGGUGCAGACAUUCAAGGCACUCCUGCAGGAGGACAUCACCAAUGGCCUGGUGCCUGCUCUGCAGAGGGACAACGAGACUUUCCUCCACGAAUUCCAGCGCACCUACCAGAGUCUGACCAGCACCCACAAGCUGAUGGAGCAGCUGUGCAGAAGGUGUGGAGACCUCAGCGCACAAGUGGAGGAGGAUCAGCUUGAAGUGAAGAACACCCUCUGCUCCAUCAUUAAAAUGCUGCAGUAUACAAAUCCUGAAGACUUCCUGGGAGCCCCGAGUGUGGAAACCCCGAGGCGUCUCAACACCUUCCAGCAGCACACCAUGCCUGGGAAAGAGCUGAGCCUCCAUGUGCAUGGACUCCUGGCACAGCUGGAGCACCCCCAUCCCAGUGAGUCUGGGCCUGUGACAAGGACACAGUAUGAGGAAGCCUUGUGCUGUCCCCACAGGAACUGGGUUUGGUUCUGA
Messenger RNA from Sciurus carolinensis (gray squirrel), 468 nucleotides. RefSeq names its product ral guanine nucleotide dissociation stimulator-like. The transcript is spliced from 3 exons. Bases 1 to 468 code for a protein of 155 amino acids. NCBI's taxonomy places the organism in Eukaryota, Metazoa, Chordata, Mammalia, Rodentia, Sciuridae. The record is from RefSeq and is a predicted model, not a curated record.